Molecule: messenger RNA, 1031 nt
Organism: Sinocyclocheilus grahami
Lineage: Eukaryota; Metazoa; Chordata; Actinopteri; Cypriniformes; Cyprinidae
Product: brorin-like
Exons: 4
Coding region: 342-1031 (229 amino acids)
Biological process (GO): negative regulation of BMP signaling pathway
Cellular component (GO): AMPA glutamate receptor complex
Source: RefSeq, a predicted model, not a curated record
GAACGAAUGAUUAAUCACACAGUGAAUUGUGUGAGUCCAGCACGGGAAUGUGCCACCUGGUGGUCAGAAAGUUCCCCGGCGAGAGCUGAGGAAACAUUAACAGCCCCGACGUCCUCGUUAGUGGCACCAUUAAAACUAAAUGUCCUGAGUGCAGUUGUGAGGUGAUGUGGAGUGUGCGGAGACUGAUGAGCGAGCCUCGAUAUCAACUGUGUGACAACUAUCUACACAACACAUCAACCACACCGACGGAAAGAUGCAGAUGUGACGAUGCUUCUGCUGUACUAGACUCUACCUGCAAUUUGAGGAUUGUAAUGUGAGUCCAGGUGCAGUCCCAUCAUUUUAUGCUGGUGGAGAGGAGCGAGAUGCUUCACUCGGUUGCCAUGACAACAGGACUUAUCUUUGUUAGCUGGCUCUUGUAUACGAGCGCACGGGGCAAUCCCAUUGUGUCGGUGCCAGAGGGUGGGGAGAAAGAGCGCUUGGAGCGCGUUCUGACCGAGACCAAGGAGGGUGCGCUGAGCCCCGGUGCAAAGCAGCGUCUGGAGGAGCUGAGUAAUCUUGAACUGGAGGGGAUCAAGGGUGGGAACAAAUCCAGUUCAGGCAGGACCAGACCCAACUUGAGUUCAUUGAGACGAGGGUCCAAACUUCAAGAAAAGACCCUCGAAGCCUGGGGUGAGCAAGAAUCGCUCAAGCAAACUGAAGAGGCACCAACGGAAGAGGCCAACAUCUCUCUGGAUGCGAUUGAUGAGUAUGCGUACCCCGAUUAUAGGGGGAAAGGCUGCAUGGAUGAAACGGGGUUUGUGUUUGCCAUUGGGGAGAAAUUCACCCCGGGACCCUCCACCUGCCCAUGUCUGUGCACAGAUGAGGGUCCUUUGUGCGCCCAACCAGAGUGUCCAAAACUUCACCCUCGUUGCCUGCGCGUCGACACCAGCCAGUGCUGCCCGCAGUGCAAAGAGAAGAAAAACUACUGUGAAUUUCGAGGAAAGAUCUACUCGUCUCUGGAGGAGUUUAAGUGUCAGGAGGGCCAUGAGUGA